Molecule: messenger RNA, 477 nt
Organism: Dibothriocephalus latus
Lineage: Eukaryota; Metazoa; Platyhelminthes; Cestoda; Diphyllobothriidea; Diphyllobothriidae
Source: the annotation of a GenBank genome assembly
AUGAACCCAACUCUCCAUCGUGUAAAAUCACAUUCUUGGAACGCAUUGACUCUUACCGACCCGACGAACCCAACUGAGGCCCCUGUUAAGGAGGAGGGAGAGCCAGUUGAGAAACCUAGUCUAGUCAGUCCUACACCCUCCGAAGCCAAUCCACCGCCAAAACCUGCCAUUGUGGUGCCCAAAAUUGACAUUACACCCCCUGACGCGGCUCCCGAAACUGUCUCCAAGGAUGACGCCUGCUCUCCCUUCGGAGAAAACACCCUUUUCAUCUUCAUGAAGUCGCAGGGUUCCCAGGUGAACAUCAGCGAUUUCCACUCUACGGGCUCAAUUGCCAGCGUCUGCGUCGACGCCGACCGAGCAGCGGAAAUGGCUGAGAACGAGGAGCUACAUCGGGAUCUUGACCACCCGAAGACUCAGCCAGGGGAAAAAGACUGUGAGUUUACCUUCCAUCACUUUUAUCAGAAUGGUUACCGUUAA